AGAGUAUAGAAGUGUAAGAAAUGGCACCCACCUUGGGUAUGCCAAUAUUUUAUGUUACAUAUGUAUGUGUUUUUGGCCUUAUACAUAUUUAUGUGUUAUCCACUGUGUAUUGAUUACAGAGUCGGUGUUCCAGGUAGCUUGCAUUUCAAGUCACACCCAGACCCAAAUGAUACAUAUCAAAUGGUUUACUGUGAGUGGUAGUUGGGCUGUAUUUUUGCUACUGGAGCAAAAACUUGUUUAUGAAUGCAAGAAAACUGGCUCAACAGGAUGUGGCCAAGUUUUCUCCGGAUUUGAUCAACUGGGAGCUGUGGGGGCAGUUACUGAAAGCCUGUGCUCAGUUGGACACCGGACAGUAGAAGGGGGCAGCCUGUGAGCACCAUGGGGCAUGGCCUUUUACAUGUGAGGGCAAUAGAAACUGGACAGACUGAAAUGAAGAUGGAAGACUGAGCCAACAGAUGACCAAGGGAGGAGCAAUAACAACCUGUUGUGUAGAAGAGCAGGUGCAAUGAGAACAUCACCAAGGGUUACCUAUUUGUAGAGAUGCUGAAGGCGGAGCUUAGUGAUUAUCCUGAGAAACACAAUACAUAAGCCCUUUAUAUUCAACAUGUUCUUGUGUUUGGCCGUUUAAUGAUCAUUCAGAAAACACAUUUUCACAGACAUCAGAUCAUUCAAAUAAAUGCAACGCUUGAAGAAUGAAUCAGAAACAAAAUCAAGAUGAGGAAGAUUCUCAAUUUGAAGCAAAAUCAGGAUGCACCUGGGAGGUCAGAGCAAAUAACCGGAUAUUUAAUUCAUCAGUUGAAAAGAAGACCUGGCUCUUUUGUAAAAAAAAGAAAUAUGCAGAUAACAGCAUUACAACAAGCAAAUAUAACAUCCUGACAUUUAUACCACUGAAUCUGUUUGAGCAGUUCCACCGAAUGGCUAAUUUGUAUUUCCUGUUUAUAAUAAUCUUACAGACCAUUCCUGCCAUUUCUACAUUGCCCUGGUUUGCUAUUAUGAUGCCUCUUCUGGUACUCCUGGUUAUUAGAGGAAUUAGAGACUUAAUUGAUGAUAUUGCACGGAAUAACAAUGACAAGGCUAUAAACAACAGGCCAUGUGAAAUUCUCAAAGGACAGAGCUUCUGCAUGGAGAAGUGGAAAGACAUUCAGACUGGUGAUAUUGUGCGACUAAAAAAGAAUGACUUUGUUCCAGCAGAUCUUUUUUUGCUGAAAAGUUCAGAACCAAACAGUCUGUGUUUUGUGGAGACUGCAGAUAUAGAUGGGGAGACAAAUUUAAAGUUUAAACAAGCCUUGAUGGUUACACACCAAGGGUUAUCCGCAGAAGAAUCUUUGUCAAAUUUUGUUGGUAAAGUAACGUGUGAAGAACCCAACAGUAAUAUGCACACCUUCAUAGGGACACUUGAAUGGAAUGGAGAAACGUAUUCUUUGGAUAAUGACUGCAUUCUUUUAAGAGGCUGUAAGAUUAGAAACACUGAGGCUUGCUAUGGGUUGGUGAUAUAUGCAGGAUUUGAUUCCAAAAUAAUGAAAAACGGGGGAAAAGUUAGAGUGAAAAAAACCAAACUUGAGAAAAUGAUGAACAGUCUUGUGAUCAUUAUAUUUGGCAUGCUUAUUGUUUGUGCAGCAAUCCUGGCCAUCAUUGCUGGAUACUGGUCUACAUGGUUCAAAGAAAAACACAGUUACAUCCCUCCUUUGGCGGAAAAAGAUACUCCAGCAUACAGUGCUUUCCUUGUCUUCUGGGGCUAUGUUAUACUUCUGAGCACUAUCGUACCAAUGUCUAUGUAUAUCAAUUUAGAGCUUAUUCAUCUUCUCCACAAUAAGUUCAUUAAUUGGGAUGAAGGCAUGUAUAGUGCUGAAAAAAACACAGCAGCCAAUGCCAGGUCAAGCAGUCUGAAUUAUGUACUUGGCCAAGUGGAAUAUGUUUUCUCUGAUAAGACUGGAACUUUGACACAGAAUAUUAUGACCUUCAAAAAAUGUUGUAUAAAUGGAAGAACCUAUGGAACAGGCUCUAAAGAUGAAGAGAAUAUCAAGGUGGUGAAUUUCAGUUGGAAUAAAUAUGCUGAUAAAAACUUCCAGUUUUAUGACCAAUCUCUAAUUGAUAUGGUUUGUGAAAACAAGGAUGGUACAUACAGGGAAUUCUUCCGUGUUCUAGCUCUUUGUCACACAGUAAUGGCGGAGAGGGAUGGAGAAGAAAUUGUUUACAAAGCGGCAAGUCCCGAUGAAGAAGCUUUAGUGACGGCAGCCCGAAACGUUGGGUAUGUCUUUUUAUCCCGGACACAGGAGACUAUGACAGUAAAUGAGCUUGGGGUAGAAAGAACCUACAGAGUAUUGGCACUCCUUGAUUUCAGCAGUGUCCGCAAGAGGAUGUCUAUUUUAGUUGAAGACCCUGAUGGGAGGAUUAAGCUUUAUACAAAGGGUGCAGAUGAUGUGAUUAUGAGACGCCUUAAUUCUGAAUGUUCCAGUUAUGAAAUCACUGAGAAAGCGCUAGCAAUGUUCGCCCAUGACACUCUCAGAACUUUAUGCGUGGCCUACAAAGAUGUAGAUAUUUCUAUGUACAAAUCAUGGAGUAAACGGUAUCAUCAGGCGAGGGUGACCUUACAGAAUCGUGCAGUGCAGCUAGAGAGAGUUUAUGAAGAAAUGGAGACUGAUUUACAGUUACUUGGCGCUACUGCAAUUGAAGACAAAUUACAAGACAAGGUCCCAGAAACAAUACAGCUGCUGAAAGAUGGGAAUAUGAAAGUAUGGGUACUGACUGGAGACAAACAAGAAACUGCAAUCAACAUUGGUUUCUCCUGCCGACUGCUAUCUGACGAUAUGGAAAUUUUAAUUGAAGAACAGAUAAGUGAUAUUCUAGAUGAAUACUGGGAGCAUAACAACAAUCUCUCUGGAAGUGGACAAGAUCUUGUAAAUUGCGAUAGCUUCAAGAAGCACAGAACCAGCCUGCAAGGAAGAAAGAUGGCACUUGUGGUUAGUGGAGACUUUCUGGGUAGAAUUUUAGGUACAACAAUCCAAAAGCAAAACAAGCACUCAAUUUUCCAGAAAUGUUGCAACUGGAAGAGAUAUCGGAACAAAGAAGAGGACAACCUUAAGGAAUGGGCCUUUGUAGACUUAGCAUCUCAGUGCCAGACAGUUAUCUGUUGCAGAGUGACUCCAAAGCAGAAAUCUAUGGUAGUUAAGCUUGUGAAAAAACACAAAAAUGCUACAACUUUGGCCAUUGGAGAUGGGGCAAAUGAUGUCAACAUGAUUAAAACUGCAGAUAUUGGAGUUGGUAUAAGUGGACUGGAAGGAACCCAGGCUGUGCAAUCAAGUGAUUUCUCUAUAGCACAAUUUUUUUUCCUGCAACGUCUCCUCUUUAUCCAUGGAAGGUGGUCUUAUUUGCGCAUCACCAAGUACUUCAAAUAUUUCUUCUACAAGACUUUUGCAAAUGUUCUUGGCCACGUCUGGUUUGGUUGCUUCAACGGAUUCAGUGCCCUUACCCUGUAUGAUAGCUGGUACAUAUCACUCUACUCUGUUACCUUCACUUGCUUUCCAGUUCUGUCACUGGCUGUGCUUGAACAGGAUGUUACUGCUGAAGUCAGCCUACAGUCUCCUGCAUUAUACCGAGUAGGACAAUCUGGCUCUUUGUUCACUUACAAAACAUUUCUAAUCACAUUCAUAAAAGGAAUAACUACUUCCUUGUCCACAUUCUUCAUAUCAUUUGGGGCAUUCCGAGACACUGCUGGUCCCGACGGGAUAUGUGACUACCAAGCAUUUGCUGUUACAACCGCCACCACCGUGAUACUGUCUGUCACUAUAGAGAUCAUUUUUGAGAUCUCCUAUUGGACCCGUCUCUCUGUCAUUGCUGUUGUCAUCAGCCCACUGCUAUAUUUCCUCUCCUCAUUUACCAGCCAAUCAUUUCCAUUGUUUACCUUCCAGCCAACAAUGUUCCAGUUUCCAGGUGCCAGCAGAAACACAUUAAGCCAUGGAUACAUAUGGUUGACUAUAAUACUAGGAGUGGUGAUAAGCAUCCUGCCCUCUCUUGUCGUCAUUUUUUUAAACAAAGUUAUGAGCCACAAUCGUAUCUACAAUAAUAUGUGUUCUAAAGCUGAUACGAACAGUGCAUCAAAUACAAUUGCACUGGGUAUGACUUUCAAGAAAGGAGCUCUGCAUCGUAGAUCUAGCUAUGCGUUUUCACAUAAAGAAGGUUAUGCUGACCUUAUUAGCAAUGGCACAAGCUUACACAAAGCUAAACCAAAGGACUCCUGACCAGUCCUGGACUGGGAUUCAGCCCUCUACCAGCAUACUAUAUAAUGACUGUCUAUGGCAUCUUACAGUGAGUGGCAUCUAUCAGUACAUCAAGAAAAUUUUAGAAGUCCUGUAUGAACACAAUGAAGAUAUUAAUGCACAAUACAGGAAUAGCAUCUGUUAUCUGAAAACCCGUUUCCAGAAAGCUAUGAAUUAUGGGAAGGCCAUCUCUUAUAGACUCCAUUUUAAUCAAAGAAUUAAAUUUUUUAAAAAUAAAUGCCUUUUUCUCGCUGUAAUAAUAAAAUAGAACCUUGUACUUGAUUUUAACUAAGAUAUAAUUAAUCCGUAUUAGAGGCAAAACUAUCCUGUUGGGUUUUUAUUGUAUGAAUUUUAGUAGACUUAAGGUAUUGAGAUCCAAUUUAUGGGAAAACCCCUUAUUUGGAAAACCCCAGGUCCUGAGCAUUCUGGAUAAAGGGUGCAAUACCUGUAUUCCAACCAUGUUUUUAUUUUUAGGUUUUAACCUUUUUUUUUUAUAACUUGAUGAGCUAACAAUGACUUUGCAUACAGUUUUAUAUGUGCCGUAUAUCAAAAUUACCUGGCUGCCUACAGUAAAGACACCCGCUGGAGGAAAAGCCUAUCCAUCUUCACACAUGUACAGAUUUGCAAGAGAAGUCAUCUGUUAUAUCAAGAAUGUUCUUUAUCAGGGCAAGUGGAUUUCACUCAUCACAAAUAUCAGGGGAAUUAUUCCAAUUGUAGAUAUAGUAAGGUUAGUAUUUAAUGUAUGUAUGAAUCACCUUUCAGUUUUACAACUAGGCUUAUUAGAGAAACUUAUAUGGUCUACCUAAUAUGCUUACUUGACCUUAUUAGAAAUGAUUUAAAAUAUAGUAAUCCAUUUAUAUAAUUUGUAAUUAAUA
Xenopus laevis (African clawed frog) is the source of this 5131-nucleotide messenger RNA. RefSeq names its product ATPase, aminophospholipid transporter, class I, type 8B, member 3 L homeolog (gene atp8b3.L). Lineage: Eukaryota; Metazoa; Chordata; Amphibia; Anura; Pipidae. Gene Ontology annotation, biological process: phospholipid translocation; phospholipid transport; Golgi organization. Bases 693 to 4238 code for a protein of 1181 amino acids. Gene Ontology annotation, cellular component: membrane; plasma membrane; trans-Golgi network. The record is from RefSeq and is a predicted model, not a curated record. Gene Ontology annotation, molecular function: ATPase-coupled intramembrane lipid carrier activity; ATP hydrolysis activity; ATP binding. The transcript is spliced from 29 exons.